Messenger RNA from Pseudoliparis swirei, 2246 nucleotides. RefSeq names its product spermatogenesis associated 2-like (gene spata2l). Gene Ontology annotation, cellular component: cytoplasm. Bases 321 to 1772 code for a protein of 483 amino acids. Lineage: Eukaryota; Metazoa; Chordata; Actinopteri; Perciformes; Liparidae. The record is from RefSeq and is a predicted model, not a curated record. The transcript has 4 exons.
UGAGAGAAGAGGACUUUGAACUCGGGCUGAGACUGAUGACGAGACACGAGGACACAAGUAGAGGAAAGUACGCACAAGUACACUGAUUGAGAAACGCCGUAGAUCUCAUCGUUAUGAGGUGAAACAGUUCUUUUCACCGCUAAGCUCCGCCGCCAGCCCGCCCCGGUGAUCAUACCAUGCGCACCCGGGGAAGCCCGUGUGCCACGUGACAAUGUUUACUUCAUAGCGGACCGUGGAGCGGCUCCCCGCGGUGUGAGACGCGUUCGCUUCCUCAUCGCUGAGACACGUCCCGACCACAGGCAGACACAGCUGACAGAGAGAUGAGCGUCCCCAGGCAGAGCGCCAGAGCCCUGGUGGCGGCCUACGGCCUCAGCCUGGAGCAGCAGAUCGUCGGACGAGGCUCCAACCUGGCGUGCAGAGACGAGGGUCUGUGGACGCAGGCGGAGCUCCUGCUGCGGGGCGGAGGCGCCCUGGAGACGCACUGCCUGGGACUGGAUCCACUGGGCGUGAUGGAGGAGUCUCUGGCGGCGGCGGCGAUGAUGCCAGCAGCCGGCGCCGGGCGGGUCAGGACCAGAGGGGGGCUGCAGGGCCUGGCUAAGGCCUUCGAGGUCCUGGAGCAAGCGGCCCUCAACCUGUACCUCGGUCCCUGGAGGGACGAGUACAAAGUCGUCAAGAUGUACUCCGGCAUGUUCACCCACAACAUCAAGCCGGUGCUGUCGAUGCCGCAGAUCGAGAAGCUGUUCGGCCUGCUGGGGUACCAGCCCAGCUCGUCUCGCCACGAGCAGCUCCGCCUCCGGCCGCCCGCCGUGGGCUCGGCCUCCCCGGAGGACCUCCUCUGCUUGUCGUGUGCCUUCUUCCUGGCCCGCUGCGAGUGUGGCCUCCUGCUGGCGGCUCUGGGGAAGCACGGCGGGGAGGCCCAAUGGGAGCUGAGCGCGGUGAGGGAGAGGCAGAGCGGGACCGGCGUACAGGUCGCCCUGGACAACACCAGGAAGACGCUGGGCGCCGGGCCGCCGUAUGACGGGGAGGUGGAUCUGUACACCGACGAGCACAUCAACGGGCGGCAGGACGACGCCCCGCCCCCCUCGUUGAGCAGCGCGUCGCCUCCCCCCGCCGCCCCGUCCAUCAGAGAGCACGCCUGCGUCUCUAAGCUGGACUGCCAGCUCACCACGCCGCCGGGCCGCUGCCAGAGCGCGGCGUCGGCCGGCCCCCUGUGCGAGUGCCACCACAUCGCCCUCCUCUGCCUGAGGCGCUGCGUCGACUGCGACGUCACGCACGACGUGGCGUGCGCCUCGUUCCAGCGUUGCCGCUUGGCGCACCACCGCAUCGAGCUGCCCGACAGCCCCGCCGAGGAGGAGAGAGAAUUCAGGGCGCCGUCGCCGCACGGCGUCAGCCUCCGGGCGGCGGGCGCGUCGCCGACGCUCUCCGGCGGCGACGCGAUGUCGUCCUUCGCCCUGUGCGACGCCCCCGGGGCGAUGAUGCCGCCCCUCCACCCGAUCGCCUACCACGGCUGCUGCGACCUCGCCCGGCCGGACCCCCGGGCCCUGUGCGUCAGCUGCGGCGUCUUCCACGCCGGCACCUGCCGAGACAUCGCCUUCUGCCAGAGCCACCACGACCUCCGGCCGCUCGGCGUGUGCGCCUGCGGGCGCGAGUGCUCCCGCAAGCCGCUGGUGCUGUGCCGGUACUGCGGCAGCGAGUACUGCAGCGACUGCUGGUACCGGAGCCCCGUGGCCUGCUCCUGCGGUCAGACCUUCGACCAGUCGUCUCCGGUGUGAGGCGGGAGCGUCACCGUCACCGUGCCUUAGAGGACCGACACGAGGCCGCUGCUCACCGCUCCUCCGCCAGGACACGCCUCAGUUCUUCUACUAGUGGCCAGAUUCACCGUGUUCACCGUAUUCAGAGCGUUGUGUAGAGUUGGGACUUGAAGUCGUGGUUUCAGGUUGAGCUCCUCGGUCACUUUGAACCUAAUUCAGUGUGAAGCACAAGAACACACACACACACACACACACACACACUCUCUCAUGAAGGUCAAUAUGCUGUGUGUUUCAUAGUCCUUGACCUGUUGGUAUCAGAGGCCUGAGAUCUGUGUCACGUGUUGUUGACCUUGAAUGACCCUCGUGGACGUUUCACCGUGAGACUCUCUUCAUUAUUUGCAUUGAGACGAUUCUCUUUUUGGUCUGAGGUUGUUUGUGUCAAUAUGAUGAACAUUUUUUCCAUGUUCUUAUGAAUAAAAAGCUGUAUAAAUCCGA